Molecule: messenger RNA, 2889 nt
Organism: Emericellopsis atlantica
Lineage: Eukaryota; Fungi; Ascomycota; Sordariomycetes; Hypocreales; Bionectriaceae
Exons: 10
Coding region: 1-2889 (962 amino acids)
Biological process (GO): phosphorylation; phosphorelay signal transduction system
Molecular function (GO): transferase activity, transferring phosphorus-containing groups
Source: RefSeq, a predicted model, not a curated record
AUGCGCAGGCCAUCUCAUGACGCAAUUCCUGGCCCCGAAGGACGGAUGCACACCUGUCCUAUAUUACCCGGUACUGUCCAAGUAUCAACGUGGGUGUCGACGGAAGACCAGAUUCACUUCACUUUGUGCUUCAGUGCAGUAUCACCGUCACAGAAGCUGCAAGCCACAGAAACAGCAAAGUCAACGCCAAUAAGUGUAUAUUCUCCGCUUCCAGCCUUGGCCCGCACCCAGCAGGGUGACACGAUAGUCAAGAACCAGAAGAACAUGAGAACCAAUUCCAUCAAAGCCGCCAUUCUCCACGACAUCAAUCUGCCAGUUUUGGGAUUCUGGGAGAGUGGCAGUGCCGUGUAUCUCAACCAAGUGACUGACCCCAGCUCAGCCGCGAGAGAACUGUCAACUAAGGCUGCCAGCAUACCUGUGGACGAUACCGAGAUCCUGGACGCAAAGUCAGCGCUGAGAUCCUGGGACCUCUGGACAAAAGACUUCAGCCGGCCACUGGAGAGAGACGAGCAUCCAAACUGCAUUCUACUUGCAACAGAAGCAUCCUUUUCUCAUUUGAUGAUAGCUAUUCGCUACAAGGGUGGUGAGAAGGCCAUCCUGGACUGCGCGGGCGAAGCCAUCAGGGAUGAGGUAACAGGAGAGUUCCUUGGCGGGGCAAUUACAUUCAGAAUGUGCCCGACGGCAUGUCCCAAGAAGAGCCGCAUGGAGACAGGAAGUUUGAGACCAUUUGUAACAACUUACCUCAACUGGCACGUCACCCUCCUCUCGAAAUCCCGUACCGUCUGGACAUGUGCUCCGGAAGGAUUUUGCAACUUCCACAACGUCCGCUGGUUCGAGUAUACAGGCCAGACCCAGAAGGAAUCGCUGGGUUACGGCUGGACUAAAAGGCUUCGCCCUGACGACGUCGGUGCCACGAAGGCUGCUUGGCUUCGCUCUGUACAAGACUGCGCGCCUUUCAGCCUGGAGUGGAUGCUCGCCAGGGCCGUCCCGCUUUCUACGGCAGCCAGUGGACAGGUUGACAAAUGGUUCGGCACGACAACGGACAUUCACGACAGUAUGCAGGCCAAAUUGGAAGCGAAAAACGCUAGACAGCGCCUGCUGAGUGUCCUUGCUCAUGCUCAAGUUACGAUCCUGACAUUUGAUACUACUCCUCGUGUCACCAUGCUUGAAGGUGCUGACAUUCGCGACGUCCCGUUUCGCACCGAGACAGAAAACGGGAGCUGGUACGAUGGCAAGGACGUGCCCAGUGUCCUCUCACUCACCAACCUCGACCGUGGUCCAGAGUUCGCCGCAUUCACCAGAUGCGUGACCAACGUGAUCUCAGGAAAGGUGGAGUCGACCUACCUCGAGCAUGGAACUGACGGAUUUUGGUUCCGCACUCGCUUUUUAGCGUUGCAAACCCCGAAUCCACCGGACGACGCACCAAACGGUAUCCAAGGGCUGAUCUGCCUGAUACAAGAUAUCACCGAGGCGAAACGACAAGAAGAAGCAUUGAAAGCCGUUGAAGAAGAACGUUUGCAGCUUCUCGCACGCGAGUCAGCGGCCAAGGAGGCAAACGACUUGAAAGGCCGGUUCCUUGCGAAUCUUGACCUUGGGAACGAACAACGAGCGCAUGCAGAGGCCAUCAAACUCUCAGCCAUGGCACUAUUACGGGUAGUGAACGACAUUUUGGACUACUCUAAAAUAGAAUCCGGCAAGCUUGAUUUGGAGAGCAUUCAGUUUUCAGUCCUCUCCAUGCUCCGGAAUACCUUCACGGUGCUCCGCAUAACGGCGAGAAUAAAAUCUCUAGAGUUCCACUUCGACACCAGUGCGGUUGACCCCAAUUUUUCAAUCGUGGGAGAUCCCGGUCGCGUGCAGCAGAUUCUUUUAAAUUUGCUCUCAAACAGUCUCAAGUUCACAGACCGAGGAUUUGUUCGGUUAUACGUCUCAACGGAGCCUGGCGGGGAAGAAGUCAAGUUCGUCGUCGAGGACUCGGGCAUUGGAAUCACCGCAGAAACUCAAAGCACUCUGUUUGAGCCUUUCAUCCAGGGCGAUGCAUCAGCCACCCGGAAGUUUGGCGAUACUGGCCUGGGGUUGGUGAUCUCUAAGCAAUUGGUUACUUUGAUGGGCGGUCGCAUCGCCCUUGAAUCUGUUCCGCACGCAGGUACCAAGAUCUCCGUCUGGGUUCCGACCAAGCAAGCCCAGCGUGAGGAUGGCCUUGCUUCCAGCAACCUUGCCACAUCAACCGAAGCGACGGAUUUCACGUACACGGCUUCUCUUCAAAAAAGCUUGGUUGUCGAGAACACCAGUCGGAAAUGUAAUGACGUUCUUACACCGUUAGCGGGAGGAACUGCCACGACUUCAACCUCUCUGGAGGAUCAGUCUCGCUCUCAGUACAGCAGUACAGUCGUUCUGCUAGUCGAGGACAAGUUGUGGCUCCAUGUCAAUGCGUUUGCAAUCAACCAAAAGAUCGCCGUGAGCAUAAUACGCAAGCUGGGCUUUCGUGUAGCUGUGGCUUGGAACGGCAAGGAAGCUCUUGACUACUUGGUCGUGGCGCACGAACAUCCAGACAUACAACCAAAGCCUGACCUGAUCUUGAUGGACAUUCAGAUGCCCGUGAUGGACGGGUACCGUUGCACAGAAAUCCUGCGAGGGGAGUCUCCUUAUAUGGAAUACGCAAAGGGUGUUCCUAUUGUCGCGAUGACGGCCUCGGCAAUUCGAGGCGAUAUGGAAAAGUGUUUGAGGGUUGGGAUGGACGACUACCUUACUAAGCCUAUACAGAUCGAGGCGUUGGAGCGAAGUUUGAUCCGGUGGAGUAGCAGCGCUGGAAAAGCAGGGUUGUUGGAUCAAUCAACCUCGGAGCCUAGAUGUGGCCAGCAGUCCAACGACGAAGCGAGAGACUGCGAGUGA